Molecule: messenger RNA, 3860 nt
Organism: Anguilla anguilla (European eel)
Lineage: Eukaryota; Metazoa; Chordata; Actinopteri; Anguilliformes; Anguillidae
Product: N-acetyllactosaminide beta-1,3-N-acetylglucosaminyltransferase 3-like
Exons: 2
Coding region: 612-1802 (396 amino acids)
Cellular component (GO): membrane
Molecular function (GO): hexosyltransferase activity
Source: RefSeq, a predicted model, not a curated record
AAAACUAAAAUGAAGAAAUUAUUUGCAUUUCGGCGGGUCUUGUAUGCUUUAUUUCAAAUUAUUGAUGGCCACGUAAUACUACUCCUGGUCAAGAGAAUAGCUGUUUCGAAUGCGUUUUUACAGAUGAAAAUAGCUCCGAUAAGGUGUGCUCCAUAUUGUUUGGGACAAUGACGCAUUUUAUUCUUGAUUUAGCUCUGCAUUGUACAACUUAAGAUUUGUGAUCAAACAAUUCACAUGUGGUUAAAGUGCACUCUCUCAGCUUUUAUUCAAAGAAAUUACGGCACUUUUUUAUAAACAGUCCCCCCAUUUCAGGGAAUCAUAAUGUUUGGGACAAAUGGCGUCACAGAUGUUUCUGAUUAGUCGGGUGCGUCCAACUGCUUCCUUAAGUGCAGAUAUAAGAGAGCGUUCAUUGUCUAGGUUUGAUUGCCUUUGGAGUCUGUUAUUAGCGUUUGUCACCAUGAGUACCAGAGUUGUGACAGUGGAAGUCAAGGAAACCAUUUUGAGUCUGAGACAAAAGAAGAAGAUAGUCACAGACAUAGGCCAAAUCACUGGGUAACCAAAAAUCAAUUGUUUGGAACAUCAUAAAGAAGAAAGAGAGCACUGGAGUAGUCAUGACACGUGUUGUGUGUGGCCUCAGAGCGAUUCCCCUCUGCUUUGUCGUGUCGCUGUGCGCCUUGGCGCUGUUCACUAUAGUUGACCUCACCCCGUACUUCCGAAGGCCAGGCGCGCGGGCGGCCGUGGUGCCCAGCGCCGCUCCCACAGAGCCGGAGCCCAGCGACAGCGCGAGCGGGGCGGGAGGGGGCGGGGGGCGCGGGAACCGGCCGACCGCGUACACGUGCUCGCAGGACAGCUCGGCGAGGGACGUCGGGGGGUUCUCCCAGCUGAAGCCCCACCUUCAGGACUUCCUGCUGUACAGGCACUGCCGCCACUUCCGCCUCCUGCAGGACGCGCCGGGGAAGUGCGGCCGGGCGCCGGAGGACUCGGCCGGCGUCUUCCUGCUGGUGGCGAUCAAGACGUCGCCGGGGAGCUUCGACCGGCGGGCGGUCCUGCGGCGGACGUGGGCGGCGGAGCAGCGGCAGAAAGGCGCCGGCGUCCGGCGGGUCUUCCUGGCGGGGACGGCGGACCGGCCCGGCGCCGAGCGGCGCCGGCGCACCGACGAGCUCCUGCGGCUGGAGAACCGUCGCCACGGCGACAUCCUGCAGUGGGACUUCCUGGAGUCCUUCUUCAACCUGACGCUGAAGCAGCUGCUGUUCCUGGACUGGGUGCGGGAGCGGUGUCCGCGCGCCCGCUACGUCUUCCUCGGCGACGACGACGUCUUCGCCAACACCGACAACAUGGUGCGGUACCUGCAGGCCCGGGACGCGCCCGGCACCCCUCCGCACCUGUACGUGGGGCAGGUGCUCCGCGAAACCAAGCCCGUCAGGUGGGCCGGCAGCAAGUACUACGUCCCCACUCAGGUGUACGCGGCCAAGACCUUCCCGCCAUACUGCACCGGCGGUGGGUUCCUCAUGUCCGGAUACACGGCCUGGGUCGUGCACAACAUGUCGUCCGCCGUGCCUGUGAUGCCCAUAGACGACGCCUACAUAGGCAUGUGCUUGGAAAAGGCGGGGCUGCCACCAACGGACCACUUCGGCUUUCUGGCUGUGGGCGAGAACGCCAAGCCCAACUUAAUCUACGCCAUGGACCCCUGCCUUUCCCGGGACCUCUUCCUGGUUCACAGUUUCCAGACUUACGAGAUCCUGGUUAUGUGGGAGAGGAUUCACAGCCCGGACCUGAAGUGUGCGAUCCCAGAUCAAUUUUAACAGCGCGGCUGGGACUUUCAACGCCAUAGCUUUGUUUGGUUUUUGCCCAGAUUGGACUACAAAGCCGGGCAUGCGUGCUCUGUCAGGAUCCAGCCAAUCACACUGGCCUACAAUAUGAGAUAACCAAAUAACUGAGUAAAUGAGCUGAGCGGUUUUAUUGCUUCUUAUUCUGCGGUGAUGGGCCUUGAUGACAUUUAAUGGGAGAUUUAACCAAAAAUACAUAUUUUUAAAAAUAGUUUUUAGGGCUGCUGGAUGGCUCGAACCUCCUAAGGCCAUGUUGAAGUGCGUGGAUGGGCCCUAUGGCCUGGUAUUGAAUCCAAACUGUGCCAAAGUUGACUGUGGCCAACAGUCCCACAGGGUGAGGCCAUGGCCAAUUACGUACUUGAACUCAUUACUGUGCGUUACCCCACCCCCCCACAACACACCCACAAACCAUCUCUGAGGAGCCUAUAAAAUGAAGAACACUGUUCAGGGUGAACUUCCUGUUAGAUAAAACGGAACUUUUCUAAAUUUAUCACAACAUUCUACCAACUGAAUAAGCCCCCUUGUUUCUGGGGUGUGUUGUGAGUCAUCUGGGUUUUGGCAUGCUUCAACUGUUUGUUUCCACAACUGGGAUGGAGAAUCUUCCAGUUCUCUCAUCUCUAGCAGUCUAUGGUUUUACUGUCACUGGAAGUAUUGCAUUAACUUAGUGUAUAUCUUUAUCUUGCCUGUGUCCAAAUACAUAUUUAUUGUGGUUGUUACAAUGUGGUACAAUUUUAAUGCAUGACAACAGAGAAGAAACUUGCUGCUUCUUUUUUUAUGAAACAAAAGAGAAGUAUGUGCAGUGUGAAUCAGAAAGCAAAAAUAACAUCAGCAAAAACAGGGUUUGAAGUUUGAAGAACAGAAGCUAAGCUUACAAUGGAGAGUUUAACAGUGGAGCACUGUGAAUCUAUUUAAGAGCUGUCUUCAUGUAUUUUAAUCUACAGUAUCUAAGGCUUUGUUUGUACUGUCCCAAUGGACACAGUUGUUAUUCCGUCACUGUGAAUGAGCCGGUCAGAACUCAUGAUAAGUCGAAUCUACCUAACCAAAAUGGAAUCUUUGGCCAUCUGUACCCUGCUAUAUCGGUUAAAAAGAUAAAUCAGAGCUGGAAAAAAUGAUACGAUGGCCAAUUUACACUGACAUUCGUUUAUUGCCUUUUACAUGGUAUUUAUGGUCUGUGCAAAGAGAGCUUUUGUCAAUGUGUAUCUAACCUGACUCUUUACUUUCGGCCCCUAAUAGAGCCAUUAAAUCGGUCAACCAGUUCAACUUCAACUUAAAUUUUAUCAGGAGAAGGAAAAAAAAUAAUUGUAUAAGAAAAGCAGAAUUAAUUAAAGAUUAUAGACUUGGUGGCUCACAAGCCAUUGUUCCAUUGAUUUUCAAUGCCUAAAUGACACACAUGAAAAUCAUUUGGUUAAUAACUAAAAUUUUUAUGGUUUUGCAUGGCCAAUGGUGUUUUCAAGAAAAUGGGAGGCAUUGGGCCUAUUUUAAAAUGUGAUUUUAUGCUGAUAUUCUGAAAGUUUUUGUAUAAUCUUAAUUUCUCUCCUGACAGAACUCCUAUUUGGAACAACAGGCACAUUGUCUCUAGGAAUUUACAUAGGCCUACAGAGAUGGGUGGAAAUGGGUGUUACUUCCACACUGGAAGUAACACACAAUGAGUUACUUCCAGUGUUAAAGGACUUCCACGGUGUGUUUAUUUCUUUGGUCCAAAAUGUAAUUUCUAAUAACCCGAUAAACUCUCUUGCUCAUCACAGCUCAUUUUACACCCUGUGAAACCCAGACAUUUGUGUGCUUUCAAGCCGAUGUUGUGUGUACUUAUUCUCAUACACAUUCUGACUAACAGUAGAAAAUGUUUCACGCCAAAUAUGUUUCUGAAAAGAAGUGUUGCAUUUGUGCAACACUGGGUCUGACAGGGUUAACUGAAAUGAGUUUAAAAUCCGAUAAGCUGAAAAACAAACAUACGUAACCACUUUAAUGACUGGUUAUACCCUGUAAAAUGCAAAAGAUACUAGGUCAGAUUUAAUAAAGUGUUGAGAAAUGGCA